GAGAGAAAGAGAGCGAGAGAGAAAGAGAGAGGUAGAAAGAGAGAGAGAAAGAAAAAAAGGAAGAGAGAGAGAGAGCGCAGAGGGAAAGAAAGAAGGAGAGAGAGAGAGAAGCAGCAGAAGAGUAGAAAG
This is a messenger RNA of Priapulus caudatus, 129 nucleotides long. RefSeq names its product U1 small nuclear ribonucleoprotein 70 kDa-like. The annotation marks the transcript as partial. NCBI's taxonomy places the organism in Eukaryota, Metazoa, Priapulida, Priapulimorpha, Priapulimorphida, Priapulidae. The transcript has 2 exons. The record is from RefSeq and is a predicted model, not a curated record.